Etheostoma cragini (Arkansas darter) is the source of this 2544-nucleotide messenger RNA. RefSeq names its product protein MTSS 1-like. The record is from RefSeq and is a predicted model, not a curated record. Gene Ontology annotation, molecular function: actin binding; phospholipid binding. NCBI's taxonomy places the organism in Eukaryota, Metazoa, Chordata, Actinopteri, Perciformes, Percidae. Bases 362 to 2212 code for a protein of 616 amino acids. Gene Ontology annotation, cellular component: cytoplasmic side of plasma membrane; actin cytoskeleton. The transcript is spliced from 11 exons. Gene Ontology annotation, biological process: adherens junction maintenance; plasma membrane organization; positive regulation of actin filament bundle assembly.
GCGUAUCCUACCUACAGCAGAGCCAGCCAGCGCGGAGCCGCUCGCGGUGUAAUGUUGAUCCUCUCCCCCCGGUAGUAUCGUGCUGUUUCCCCGCUGUCGGUCCUCUCUCUCCCCGCUCCAACAUGCUUCUCCACCCGCAGACAACAACAUGGGAUUCACCCGCUCCGAGAGGAAACUAACCGCCGGCUCUGCUGCUGCUCGUGUCCGUGUUCUGGUCUCCUUGAGCCGGGGAAACCCUGCAGCGCGACUCUGAGCGGGUUUUUCUUCUAGGCUGCUGUAAUUCAUUUGUUCCCCGCCGCUUCAUUUAUGGACCGCGGAGGCUCCGAGUGACUGUCUGUAAAUCCCGUUCACACAGCCGGAGAUGGAGACGGUGAUGGAGAGGGAGUGCAGCGCGCUGGGGGGGCUUUUCCAGACUGUCAUAGGAGACAUGAAGGGCAGCUCUCCAGUCUGGGACGACUUCAUCAGCAAGGCCAGCAAGCUCCAGUCACAGCUCAGGCGGGUGGAGGCGAGCCAGUUUGAGAGCAGAGAGUCGGUGCAGCAGAAGCUCCACGGGCAGCCGGAGGGGCCAGAUGGUCGUCCUCACUCUCCCCGACAGAACACUCCCUUCUGGGGGGAAGUUCACCAGAGCUCAGGGUGUCAGCCACCACACUCACGUCAUGCUAACGCGUGUGUUAGCAAACAUGUGAAGACCUCCGAUAACCCAGUUUCAAAGAGACGCUCUACAACGUCCCUGGUGUUUCUGGACUGCCUGAUCAACCCGCUACAGGAGCAGAUGGAGGAGUGGAAGAGAGUGGCCAAUACUCUGGACAAAGACCACGCCAAAGAGUACAAGAAGGCCCGUCAGGAGAUCAAGAAGAGAUCCUCCGACACUUUGAAGCUGCAGAAGAAAGCAAAAAAAGCUGAUGUUUUUGGCCGCGGGGACCUGCAGCCUCAGCUGGACAGCGCCAAGCAGGACGUCAGUGAUAAAUACCUGCUGCUGGAGGAGACGGAGAAGCAGGCGGUGCGGAAAGCGCUGGUGGAGGAGAGGAGUCGCUUCUGCUGCUUUGUCUCCAUGCUGAAGCCUGUCGUGGAGGAAGAGAUGUCCAUGCUGGGUGAGAUCACUCACCUCCAGACUCUGACAGACGACUUGAAGACUCUGACCAUGGAUCCACACAAGCUGCCGGCCUCCAGUGAGCAGGUACGUCCGUCUGAGCCCAGCAGACCUCCAGACCUGGACCCACGAAUAGGAGGGCGAAGAGAUGGGAGAGGUGGUGGUGGAGGUGGAGGUGAAGAAUGGAGAGUGGAGGUGGGGGUCCUGGGCCUGCAGUACCACUCCCUGCAGACAGAGGGCAGCGUGAUGGUCGAACCCGUUGGACAACUCAAGGGUCCUUACCUGGGAGCAGUCCGGCGGCAUGGGGGACGGGGACUUGGACUGGAAGGCGUCCUGGGAGAUGAAGCCCGAGUCGUGGGAGGAGAUGGAGGAGAGGCGGGCCGGCGUCUGCUGGGGCAACACCGAGGAAGAGGAGGAAGAGGAGGCUCGGUAACGGAAGUGGGAGGUUGUUGUGUGCUCCCUACAGUCUCGGACUGCGACUACUACUCCGUGGGGGUGGAUCAGGACGGCGAGCAGCAGUCCGCCUACCUGGAUAAAUCCUCCACGAUCCCCAGAAACAGCGACAUCGGCCAGUCCUACCGCCGCCUGUUCCAGUCCAAGCGCCCGGCCUCCACCGCCGGGCUGCCCUCCAACCCCUCCGCCAUGGUCACCCCGGGGGUCGCCACCAUCCGACGGACCCCUUCCUCCAAACCGAACCUGCGACGGCCCCCCGGGGGCGUCAGCUUGGGCCCCAUCCCCAUCAAGCCCCCCAUGAUCCCAGUCAAGACCCCCACCGUGCCCGAGCAUCUCGGUUUUCCCAGCAGGGCGCCAUCCGAGGAUGGCAACUCACCACGAACCCCGCUCAGCCCCCCGACCACCCCUUUGUCACCAGGCGUGAGCAGCAGACCACUGUCCCUGAGGUCCGGCUCCUGGGAGACCCAGCACCAGAGCGAGGGUUCGGAUCCCCCCACCCCCCCGCCACAGCCCGGUGGUCGCGUGUCAGAGUGGGAGCGCCAGCCGCUCCCGGAGCUCCUGGAGGAGACCGAAUACAGCGAGGUGGAGGAUUUUCUGGUGGCCAUCCGAAGAGGCGUCAGGCUCAAGAGAACGUCGACCAAUGACCGAUCGGCGCCAAGUAUUCACUGAGACUGUAAAGGUUUUGGUUUGACUUGAGCCAUUUUGCAUCCCUGGCUGCAUUUUUAUCUAAUAUGCUCUUGAAGGGACACAAAAUGGUUAUUCACAAGCAAACGCCUGUGGCAUCAAACGGAUGCCGAGGAUAGGAAGAAGUUGCCUGGAGACUCUGUUUAAAGGAUCAGUCUCAAAAUUACCUAACGAGACUUUGAAAGGGAUAUCUGACCAUGGUCCUUACAGAAAAUGCUAAAUUAAACCUUUAAACGAGGGACGACAAGCCCUCCAUUUGUGGAUUUGACAGUUUGUGAAUGUUGGUAGAGUUUCGGGUCUCACAGCCUGUAAGUACA